Candidula unifasciata is the source of this 1652-nucleotide messenger RNA. The record is from the annotation of a GenBank genome assembly. NCBI's taxonomy places the organism in Eukaryota, Metazoa, Mollusca, Gastropoda, Stylommatophora, Geomitridae.
AUGAAGAUACGAGUAGAUAACAUCUCUGACAGGGAAAGCCUCACUUUUCCAUUACCUCUUCUCAUUGGAGAAGUGGAGGGUUAUCAACAAGAUGGCUGCAUUUUAGUAACUUCUUCAGGUGAUCCAGAUGGGGCUAUUGAUUGGCCAGUUGUUGAUGGCUAUUUUAAGGUACUGGUGCGACUACAACCAGGGGAAAACAUAAUUAACUUGCAAUGCAAUCAGGACUCAUUAACUAUGCGGCUGACCUAUAACCUGCCAGGCUUCACACACAUUGUCAGACCAGUAUAUUUAGUCUGUGCAGAUGAUGAUGGAUACUUCCAGGGCCCUGAGAAUACAGACUGCUCACCCGUGUCUGCCAGGCGGAGAAUAGCAUUUGGUGCAGAGGUGAUCCAGACCCUGACGGCAGAGAAGAUGAACGAGCAUGGCUUUGGCCGGGUCACCUUCAAGGUGGAGACAGACUGUGAGAACCUGCCUGUUUGUCAUGAGUUUAAGAGCAAGUUGACCCUGGCAGAGGCGUAUUCUAUGACAGGUUAUGAGCUGUGGAGCUUCUUUGGGAAGGAGUUGAUGACGUCACCCAACUUUUCACACAAGUCACAGUCCAAGUUCUACUGUUUCAUGUCCUUUACCCGCUACCACUUACCCAAAGAUGAAGACAUGCCAAAGACACAUAGUGAUAUUCUGAAACACACCAAAGGACACACUGCAUUGGGUGGGGGAGGCUUGGCCUUGUUUGGCACAGGUAACUUGCACACCUGGGCUGAAGGUCUAGCUACAUUCAACUCUUGCCUGACCAACAGGACAAAAAUAGACAGAAGAAAGUUUAUGGAUGACAGCGCUUACAGGCAAUACUACUGGGCUAACUAUGCUACAGGUCUGGGAGCAUCCCUGCAUGAACUGGGCCACACGUUUGACCUGGCCCACACACCCUCUGGCAUCAUGGCACGCGGAUUUGAUGACCUGCACAAGGUGUUCACAGUCCAGCACAGACGGAAGGGCAGACGUCAUCACCGAUCAUCAGGAUGCCAACGACAGCGGUACAGCAGCAGUGGCAGCAGCAACUCGGAGAUGUCCAGGACACCGUCAGCAAGCAGUGUUGAUGACAGCUCAUCAUCUCUUGGUAGCAGUUCUGACUUGGGUGGAUCAGCAAGUGGACAAAGUGCUGGGGCGACGGCACAGAAUGCCAUCCUUCGGCGUCAAACUGAUGUCUGUUAUGGCAGCCCUUAUAAGCAGACUGCAGCCAGCUGUGAAAAAGCCUACAUCAGUGCCCCCCCUCCUCUGUUGAUCAGUGUGGAGGCUGGCUUCAGACAGAGCACAGCUCCCACCACCCUGACACUGUCUGUGAAGAACUACGAUGGCAGUGAGUCACAACACACCAUUGUGGAAGGGGAGAGGGUGCAGACAGCUACCUUUGGGAAUACAAAUACAAGCAGCGGCUCAUCAUCUUCACAUUCACCAACAUUUGCUGCUCCUUCCACACUGCCAAACUCCCCAGAGGAAGCGUCCGCCACCUCUGACAUCACUCUCAAGCCAGAGGUGGCUUUUGUGGACGCUGGGGCCCACUGGCACAGAUCCUCGGCGGUUGUCUUACGUUAUCACAAAUGGUUUUGUAAAGUCAGUAAAGAUGAAACACGCAAAACAGUUUUUCUUCAAGG